Molecule: messenger RNA, 479 nt
Organism: Hibiscus syriacus
Lineage: Eukaryota; Viridiplantae; Streptophyta; Magnoliopsida; Malvales; Malvaceae
Product: glucan endo-1,3-beta-glucosidase 4-like
Exons: 3
Coding region: 14-370 (118 amino acids)
Source: RefSeq, a predicted model, not a curated record
AAAAGGAAAAAAAAUGUCCAUCUUCUUGGCCAUAAGGGUGAUACUUCUUCUGCAACUCAUGUCAGUAAUCCCUCCAAAAUCAGCCGGGGAGUUUGAGCAAUGGUGCAUAGCUGAUGAGCAAACCCCAGACGAUGAGUUGAAGGCAGCCACGGACUGGGCUUGUGGGAGCGGCGGUGCAGAUUGCAGUAAGAUUCAGAUGAAGCAGCCUUGUUAUUUUCCCAACACCAUGAGAAACCAUGCUUCCUAUGCCUUCAAUGAUUACUUCCAAAAGUUCAAACACAAGAGCGGAUCUUGCAACUUCAGAGGAACUGCCAUGAUUACAGAACUCGAUCCCAGUAAUGAAAAUUGCCGAUAUGAGUUCAUUCCUUGAUCAAGGAGCAAUUGCUGAUGAUUGAAGCAAUACAAAUCAGAUUCAGAUGUUGGUUUUGUUUAGUUUUGAUUUGUUGAGAUUAUGGAGAUGUAACAUAUAUUGUUGAAAA